Molecule: messenger RNA, 3334 nt
Organism: Colias croceus (clouded yellow)
Lineage: Eukaryota; Metazoa; Arthropoda; Insecta; Lepidoptera; Pieridae
Gene: jumu
Exons: 9
Coding region: 75-1889 (604 amino acids)
Biological process (GO): regulation of transcription by RNA polymerase II
Molecular function (GO): transcription cis-regulatory region binding; DNA-binding transcription factor activity, RNA polymerase II-specific
Source: RefSeq, a predicted model, not a curated record
CUAGUGAAAUAAAACAUUGUAGCCUAUGGAGUGAGUGGUGUAUAUUUGUCAAUUUCAUGACGCUAAAAACGUAAAUGUGUGAAAUUCAGGAUUAUUCUAUUGAGCAUAAGGAUAUUUAUGUUCAUAAAUAUUCGGCGUGUUUAGACAUGGAUUUGUACAUCACCGACUCACUCCAGGACAUGCUGGACAUGGACAUAAAAAAUGAAAUAGCAACAGAUUUAAGCAGCAUAACAGAUUUUUCCGAUUCAUUAGGAUUAAAUUUCUCAGAAAUGCCGCCCUUACUCGAUAUGGACACAGAUAAUUCUGUAACGUGGCUCAAUAACUCCUCGUCGAGUUUCGUACACAAUCUUGAUUUAUACGGAAGCGAGGCAAAUGCAGUGAUGGUCAAUCCAAAUUCAGUUAUGCCGUCGACAUUUGCCGAAACUCCUGUAAAAAGCGUCGUCAAAGAGGAAGCUUCCAACUUGUUGUUAACAUCUGCUGCGAACAAUGAUCUAAACCAGAACACUUCGCUAUCGAGUCCAAAGGAAGAAAAAAGUCAUUUAACAUUUUCACCGAACGCAAUUAAAGUAACAAAACCGCAAGAAGAUGAUACGACGUCGAAAAGACAAACCGAGGAAGCUACGCAGAUGGUUAUUUACGUGCGGAAACAAGACAAGAAUGUUGUGAAGGAUUUGUUAAAGGAUCUAGACACCAGUAAGAUGAAGUUGAACACGAGCUCAACGGUAACGCCGCUUACGCGGAUAAAGACAAAUCAAACUGAAAUUAUUAAAGUAAAUAACAAGAACUGUUCAAUUUUAAACACUAGCCAUAAGAUAACACAACAAAUAGGUGCUAAGACAAUAAUUUCGGGUAAUAUACACAUACUGGACGCUCAGCAAUCUAGGACAAUUUUAGCGAAUGGUAAUAAAAAUCAAGCGACAAUAUUAAUUGAUAAUUCGUCGCUGAGUAAUAGUAGGCAAAUAAUAAAGACAUCGGUCGGUGGGACAUAUACGGUCGAAAAUAGUCAAGCGAAAUAUGUAAAUACUACUAGUAAUAAAAAUAAUAAUGCUGUGGGCGAGUUUCCCAAGCCCGCCUAUUCGUAUUCCUGUUUAAUAGCGAUGGCGCUGAAGAAUUCUAGAACGGGAAGUCUACCUGUUUCUGAGAUCUAUAAUUUUAUGUGUCAACACUUUCCAUACUUUAAAACGGCUCCUAAUGGUUGGAAAAAUUCUGUAAGGCAUAACUUAAGUUUAAAUAAAUGCUUCGAAAAAAUUGAAAAACCAUCAAGUAAUGGAAGCCAACGAAAAGGAUGUUUAUGGGCUAUGAACCCAUCAAAAGUGGGCAAAAUGGACGAAGAAGUUCAAAAGUGGUCAAGAAAGGAUCCUCAAGCCAUCAAAAAAGCUAUGAUAUAUCCUGAUAGUCUAGAAGCGCUAGAACGUGGCGAGAUGAAGUAUUCCGGGUUCGGCAGUGACACAGAGGCGGAGGAUGACGCUGAUGUUGAUGGUGAUCCCGAUCUAGAUCCAGAUCUAGAGAUAGAUCCUGAGGUCAAGGAAGAGGUGGAUGACACGCUGGUGGAGCAGGAGGUAUCAGACCAAGAGCUAGAAGUGGAAGAAGUGGUAGAAGGUACUGGAAUGGUGGGAACGUACAGACUGCUGGCUGGCGGACCCGCGCUGUCCUACGUUACGGAUGACUGCGUGGAUGAACCCAGUGAUGUUGAGGUGCUCGACCAAUCGUACGAUGAUAUCGACAUCGACGAAAUGAAACCCGUCAAACUCGAUCUGUCCUUUACGGAAAACUAUACGAUCCAACCAGCCAAGCGCGCGAAGACCAGCUUCAUCUACCAACCCCUGACGCCACAGUCGCACACGAGCCGACGGAAAACGCCGCUCGUCAACCGAGUGGCUCUAGUUUAAUUCGAUUUAAUCAAUUGUGAUCCACGGAGGCCAUCCUCCUAGUUAAGUGAUUGUGAAUGUGGUUUGAACUGUUGUGAUAGUGACACGAACACUCGUUACAUUAUGUACACUGAAACGUCUCGUGAUGUCCUAUUUUUUUGUGUAUUGUGUCGACAAUUUUCGGUAGCCGGUAAGUAGGAUUACUAUUGUGAGUACAAAACGUGAAUAUUAAAUUUUGCUACUCUGUUCGUACUUUUUUUACUAUGUAGCAUUAGGUAUAGUUUAAUUCAUUAAGUAAUGUUUCGUGAAUAGCGUAUCGUAGGAAGAACUAUAGCGGGUAUUUUACUAAAGAUCCCACCGCUUGUAAAUAUUAAAUGUAAUUGCUUUGUUGACACUGGCAGUUUAUGUCGACUAGGCAUUUCUGAAUCCAAUAUAAUAUUAUGUCCAUAUAACGCUUUAAAUGUAUUCUCUAAACAAUCCAUUUUAUAGAAUACAUUUGAUCAUCAUGUACCUCUCUAUUAGGCCUAGGAUUAUGUAUAAUUAUGUCUCAAAUUAAGCUUUAUAAUUAAAAAUUAGAAUAAUUGUUUGAAAUAAUAUCUUUUAAGGAAUUUAAUUGCUAUCAUUCACAACUACGCAGUAUUAGACAUCAAAACUAUCAUUAAUUGAAUUCCUUAAAAAAGUUUAUUUCAAUUGUACUAAUAACUUACUGCUUUUAUGUGAAUAGGCUAUUAAAGUAUAUAAUAUAAAUUGGGUUUAGUUAUGACUAGUGAUAAGUCUUAGUUUGUAUUGUUUGUUCUUAUAUCACUCUGAAUAUGUAAGUUGGUUACAGCUCGGAAUUUUAUAAGAACUUAGCAUUUACUAAUUUAAUAAUAUGUAUUAGAAUUAAAAAUUAAUACAGAAUUUUUGUAUGAACUUUAACACAACAUAAUAACUGAGUAGAUAAAAUAAGGUGGCAAAAUGUAACUGAAAUGAAUUAAAAAUGUGUUAGAUAAUAAUCAAUUGCUAUAAAAUUAUGGGUUUGGAAUUGGAAUAGGCAUUAUUCUAUUGACUGAAUUCAUUAUAUUCAUAAUUUUAGUAAUCUUAGUGUGAAAAUCAUUCAUUAUUAGAAUACACUGGUUUAAUUCGGAUCUUAUACUGAUAUAUAAGUUAGAUAUAAAUUGGUAAAGCAUCAGCACUAAUAUUAUGUUUCUCCAAUCUACUUAUUUUUUGUAUCAAAUCAUUAUUGUUUUUACGGUGCAAAUACGUAUUUUUGUUCAACUUAAAGGUGCCUUUGGGCUAGUCCUAUUUUGAUUUCUUUUAUGAUACAAUAAUGUUUGUUCUCUUGAUUAUGAUAAUGUGUUGAAUUAUUCUGUUAUACAUGUACAUAAUAUUUGAGUUGAAUGUAUUUGUUUAAAUACAAAAACAUCAUCUUCAUUUAUUAUAUUAAACUAAAUUUUUUUAAGGAGUUGUGGGAUAACAGCAAUUGU